GGCGUGUGUGUAAAUGGCGGAUCUUCCCCCUGUGCCUCUCCCAGCCCGUGUGCUCCCCAUUGCACUGGGAGGGGGGUUGGGGGGGGCGCAGCUCCCGCCUGUCCCCACCCCGCGCCUGCCAUUGGGCGGGGAUUUAAAUGCCCGACACGCCCCUGGCUUUUGCGCUUAUUAGCCGGCGCUGGGGGCGGAGGGGGGGGGGUCUAGUGAUACUGAGUCGGUACCGACUCCAGGGCGCGGAGCUGGCUGCCGAGCCCCGGCUGGGACCCCGCUGUGCGAGCCGCUGGCAGACGCGGGGGGGGGCCGCCGCCGAGCUGAUCUCAUCUCCCAGGUUGGGGGCGCGUCUCCCUCGCUCCUCGGAUUUGUCGCUUUGCUUUCUUUGGACAGCCGGGACUUUUGCCCAGAAGUUUGGGGCAGUGGGGAGUGGCUCUACCCGCCGCCUCCCCCAGCCACCCACCCCCAUCUCAGGAUUUUAGGAGCUUAGACGAUCUUCUUUUAUUGCGGGCGUCUAAACUGCCUGCCAGCCCCUCCAGCCGCCAUGGGAAGCCAGGGCUCCAAGGCCGCCAAAGGAGACGUGAUGGCUCAGAAAGCGGCCGACCGUGCUGCGGUGUCUCCCUCCAAAUCAAACGGCCAGGAGAAUGGCCAUGUGAAGAUAAAUGGGGGUGUCUCCCCCAAGGCUGAUGGAGAAGCUCCACCAUUGAAUGGCAAUGGAUCUGCUGAGCCAGGCCAAGAUGAGACCACAGCAGAAUCUGGCAGUGGUGAUGCCAUUGAGCCAGCCCCAGCUGCUGAAGGUGGGGAGGCCAAGCCUGAUGGUGCUGCAGGUUGCAAGGAGACCCCCAAGAAGAAGAAGAAGUUCUCUUUCAAGAAGUCCUUCAAGCUGAGCGGGAUCUCCUUCAGGAAGAACAAGAAAGAGGCUGGGGAUUCUGCUGUGUCCCCUCCCACAGAUGACCAGGACAAAGCAGAAGCCAAAGGAGAGGAGAACCCUACCUGCUCCACUAAUGAAACUGAGCAGACCAGUACAACACAGGAAGGGAAAGCGGAGGCAAAAGCUGCUGCAGUGGACAGCAGUCUGUCUGCUCCUGCUGCUGAGGGGCAGCAGGAAGUGGAGCCUAAAAGGGAAGAUGCAGAAGCAGGGGAAGCCAAGGAGAAAGAGGAGCAGCAGCUGGGAGAAAGCCAGGAGGCUACAGCUAAGCCAGAGGAGUCCUCAAAACCUGUGGAGCCUGAGGCCAGUACACCACCUGCAGGAACUGAACAGAAGGAUGAGUAGAGCCCACCUGACAUUGUCAUAACUUAAAGACUUUUUGUGCCAUCCUCUUCAUCCCAAUAACACUGUGGACCUGCUGCCUUGCCCACACACCUGUAUGGUCAAAGUAGAACUGACACCUACAAUUAAAAUGCCUGAAUUAUUUGUCCCUCCCCCUCCAUGCAGCUCACUGUUGGAAAUCCAGACCAGUUUUCUACCACCACAACUUGGGACUAGUUUGCCUGAAUCCUUUAAAACUGGAGGAAGAUGAUCCUGGACAUAACUGGUAUCUAGUCAGACUCCAUCUAUUACACCAAACUCUGGGCUCUCUCUGCUGACCUACUGUCUUUUCCACUAAUCCUCCAAGCCGCUUUCAAAGUCCAAUAAGCCACUGACUGUUCAAUGGAUUUUUUUCUUGGUUUAAAUUCCUGGUUCUGACUUCAUUUAAAGUAUUUUGGGCUUUUUAUAGAAACAGUUUUAAAAGCUAAUCUGGUUAGUUUUUUUUAUAAUGUCUUACUAUUGGCUUAAAACAAAGCUUGUAAGUCCGCUGUGCUUAAUUUUACUUCUAAGGGGUAACCUUUCUGGGGUGGGGGGAGGGAGAGUACAAGCUGUAUAAUGUGAAGUUUUUUUUCUUCUGUAAAUAAUUUUUAAUGGCCAAAACAUUUGAUUUGCAAUUUUCUAACUCUUAAAUUGUCUGGGUUUCCUUGUAACAUUUGAAAGGAAUAAAUGGUGACCCCUUUCUGGGUA
This is a messenger RNA of Dermochelys coriacea (leatherback sea turtle), 1987 nucleotides long. RefSeq names its product MARCKS like 1 (gene MARCKSL1). The record is from RefSeq and is a predicted model, not a curated record. Gene Ontology annotation, biological process: actin filament organization; central nervous system development. The transcript has 2 exons. Gene Ontology annotation, cellular component: plasma membrane; cytoplasm. Gene Ontology annotation, molecular function: actin filament binding; calmodulin binding. NCBI's taxonomy places the organism in Eukaryota, Metazoa, Chordata, Testudines, Dermochelyidae. The coding region runs from base 536 to 1264 and encodes 242 amino acids.